Hyaena hyaena (striped hyena) is the source of this 1943-nucleotide messenger RNA. RefSeq names its product family with sequence similarity 53 member B (gene FAM53B). Gene Ontology annotation, cellular component: nucleus. The transcript has 5 exons. NCBI's taxonomy places the organism in Eukaryota, Metazoa, Chordata, Mammalia, Carnivora, Hyaenidae. Bases 503 to 1783 code for a protein of 426 amino acids. The record is from RefSeq and is a predicted model, not a curated record. Gene Ontology annotation, biological process: positive regulation of canonical Wnt signaling pathway; protein import into nucleus.
CGAGCGCCCGGGCCCGCGACGCUGCCCCCAGAGCGCCCGAGCCCGCGACACGCAGCCGAGGUCGGGCGGCCCCGCGGCGGCGGCGGGCGCGGCGGGCGCGGGCGGCCUGGCCGGGGCCGGUUAAAGGGACGAGUUGCAAACAGUUCAGGAAGUGACAAGUCGAUUUCCUCCUCCCCGGGAGCCGCUCGGUACAAAGCGCUCGGCGCCGGCAGGACAGCGUGCGCGCGGCGGACGCGCGGCGGGCAGCCCGGACGACUCGGCGAGCGCCGGCGGCGACGGCGCGGGGCCCCCGCCCGGAGCGCCCCGCCGCGCACAGGAGUUGAGCGCACUUGGCCGUUUCCUGGAAGAGCCCCAGCCCGAGGGUGAGCGGCCGAUGGGGAGCUGUUACUGCUGACGCCAGUCACCUGGGAGGUGCCCGGGAGGCCACCUCUGCCCCAGGCUGCCCGACCGAAGAUGGCUCACACCCACCCUGGGAUGGAGCCCAGUGCCUGAGGUCCUUACCAUGGUGAUGAUCCUGAGUCACAGCCUUGACGACCAGGGAGCUGACUCCAUAGCAUGCAGGACCUUCAACCCUGAGCUGCACACGCCAAAGAAGAUGAGUCAAGGACCGACCCUUUUCUCUUGUGGAAUUAUGGAAAAUGACAGAUGGCGAGACCUGGACAGGAAAUGCCCUCUUCAGAUCGAGCAGCCGAGCGCCAGCAUCUGGGAGUGCCUACCCGAGAAGUGUCAGGACAGCGCCCUGUGGCACCGGGAGGCAGCGACUGCCUGCGCGGUGACCAACCUGAUCAAAGACCUCAGCCUCAGCGACCACAACGGGAACCCCUCAGCACCCCCCAGCAAGCGCCAGUGCCGGUCACUGUCCUUCUCUGAUGAAAUGUCCAGCUGCCGGACAUCAUGGAGGCCCUUGGGCUCCAAAGUCUGGACUCCGGUGGAGAAGCGGCGCUGUUACAGCGGCGGCAGCGUCCAGCGCUAUUCCAACGGCUUCAGCACCAUGCAGAGAAGCUCUAGUUUCAGCCUCCCUGCCCGGGCCAAUGCGCUCUCCUCGCCCUACGACCAGGCGGGAUUCCACCACCGCUUUGGGGGUCAGCCCUGCCAAGGGGCGCCGGGCGCGGCCACCUGUGGACAGGCGGGCGACAUCUGGAGCCCCGACCCGAACCCCGUGGGCGGCGGCCGGCUCGACAUGCAGCGGUCACUGUCUUGCUCGCACGAGCAGUUUUCCUUUGCAGAGUACUGUCCACCCUCAGCCAACAGCACACCUGCCUCAACACCAGAGCUGGCCAGGCGCUCCAGCGGCCUGUCCCGAAGCCGCUCCCAGCCGUGCGUCCUUAACGACAAGAAGGUGGGCGUUAAGCGGCGGCGCCCGGAAGAGGUGCAGGAGCAGCGGCCUUCCCUAGACCUUGCGAAGAUGGCACAGAACUGUCAGACCUUCAGCAGCCUCAGCUGCCUGAGCUCUGGGAUGGAGGACUGCGGCCCUCACAGCCCCUUCGCCCUCCACGUCAGCAGCACCAGGUCCUGGACCGCCUUGCUCUCGGCCUCGGCUUCCAGCCUGGGGGGCAGGACCCCCGCCGGGACCCCCGUCCCCGAGCCUCUGCCCCCGGCCUUGGACGACCAGCUCGCCUGCAAGGAGGAGCGGUGCUGCGAGGAGUCGGGCGGCUGCGCCCUGGGCGAGCACUGUGGCAGGAGUUGGGGGCCGGCCACGGCCUGGCGGGACCGCGGGGUGGCCGGGAGCAGCCCCUGCUCCCUGGACGGCGAGCUGGACAUCGAGCAGAUAGAGAACAACUGAGGGGCAGCGGGCGCCGGGCGGGCACUUGACGCGGGGAGCCCCACCCCCGGGAGCUCCCUGAGGGCAUCGGGACCCAGGGAGCCUGCGCUCUGGCCCCGGAGAGGCUGUCCCGCCCGAGGGCCCGGCCCCGGCCCCUCACCAGCACGGGCGGCCCCUCCCC